AUGUACCGGGCGGUGUCGCAGGGGGAGGCGGAGCUGGGGGCCGGCUUGGAGGCGGAGGGGGCCGCGCCGGCGGGCUCCACCAGCGCCGGCUUUGCGCUGGACGACAUGCUCAGGGCCUAUAACGCGCUCGCAUCAAAGGGCCGCAGCAGCGUCGACCGCGCCGCCGCGCUCGCGGCGCUCAUGUCGUCCGCGCGGCCGAGCGGCGCGGGCGGCUCGACGCGCGGCCCGGCCCUCGACUCCACUGAUCUGCUGUUUGACCACGGGGGGGAGUUCCUGAAUGUGCCCUCGCACCUGCUCAUCGGCGGCGCUGGUCUCGGCACAUGGAGCUUGGCCGCGGGCCGCAAGGGCGGCGCAGCCGCAGCGGCAGCGGCGGCGGCGAUUGCGAUUGCGAGCGGGCAGCAGGCUUCGCCCGCGAGGGGCGGGGGCGCGGAGAGCAAGGCUGCCGCGGAUGGUGGCACGGUGGAUGCGGAGAUGGUCCAGCAGAAGCAGCAGCAGCAGCAGCAGCAGCAGAACUCUGACAACACAGUACGGCCAGGCAGCGCAACUUGGCCGCACAAGCGGGGCGGCUCGCACGUGGCCGAGCUCGCUGCCCUGGCAGCGGCACUGGUGGCGGGCGGCAGCAGUCAAAGGACCCAGCCGCACGGGGGGACCGCCAGCGCCUCGGCGCCGCCUACUGUACCCAUAAGCGCGGCAGCCGCGCCCAUGCUCAGCGCGUGGACUGACACGCCGCGCAGGCGGGCAGCCGCUAUGGCUGCCGGUGCGCGUGCCGAUUGGCAGGGCCCACGGCUGGCCGACACGGCCACUGGCCGUGCCGUGCUGCGGCACGCCGCACUGCCCGGCGUGACGGUCGGCACGGCGCGCAAAGCGCUCUGCAUCGGCGCCCUGGUCGACGCCGCCGCGCUCCCGCAAUCCUCCAUGCGUGGACGGGCUGCCGCGCCACAGCAACAACAGCAGCAACAGCAGCAACAGCAGCAACAGCAGCAGCAGCAGCAGCAGCAGCAGCAGCGCGUGGCCUCCCCGAGCGGACGCCGCUCGGCGACGCCGUCGGGCAGCCGACCUGGCAGCAGGUGGCUCUGCUUCGGAGGCAGCCCCUGCAUGGAGGAUGAGCAGCCCUCCGAUGAGGAGGGGGGCGCCACCGCGGCUGCCCCGCGCUCACCGAACGCGGCCGGAGCUUCCCCCGGGGCCGCCGUCGGCGCGGGCGGCAACGGCGGUGCCGGCGGCCACCUGCAGUUCCUGUUUGGCCCCGACGGCUCGCUCAGCGUCUCGACCGACCCCCUGUGCACGCCCGCGCCGUCGGGCCGCGUCGAGCGCGUCGUGCUCGCCGCGGGCCUGUGGGUGCCGCUGGGGGCGCAGCUGGAGGUGGUGACGGCCGACAGGCAGCGCCACGGCGUGAUGGUGCCCAGUGAAGAGGAGUGGGCCAAGCUGGUGGCCGGCCUGAACGCCGCGCUGCUGCUGGCCGACGCGUCGGCGGCGGGGGCGGGGGCGGCCGAGGGGGUCAAGGGGACCGCGAUAGCGGACAUGGCCUGGUCGUCUCGGGUGGAUGGGAUCCUGUCGUAA
Monoraphidium neglectum is the source of this 1557-nucleotide messenger RNA. RefSeq lists its product as hypothetical. The coding region runs from base 1 to 1557 and encodes 518 amino acids. Lineage: Eukaryota; Viridiplantae; Chlorophyta; Chlorophyceae; Sphaeropleales; Selenastraceae. The transcript has a single exon. The record is from RefSeq and is a predicted model, not a curated record.